Molecule: messenger RNA, 1636 nt
Organism: Larimichthys crocea (large yellow croaker)
Lineage: Eukaryota; Metazoa; Chordata; Actinopteri; Sciaenidae
Gene: mbpa
Product: myelin basic protein a
Exons: 7
Coding region: 144-494 (116 amino acids)
Molecular function (GO): structural constituent of myelin sheath
Source: RefSeq, a predicted model, not a curated record
ACGGCCCCCUACGCGUCAGAAAAACCACACCGAACCAGCAGCAGCAGCAGAGACGAGCGUAGGCACUGUGGACUUUCUCGGAAAGAGGACUAACAUAGCAGACAGAGGUCAACCCCACCCAAUCUCAGCGACUACUACUAGACAUGGCUACAGCGAGCACCUCAGGGCAGAGCACCUUCGGGCUUGGGAGGAAAAAGAAGAAUCCAGGUCUCAUGGAUCAGAUUAGCAAGUUCUUUGGAGGAGACAAGAAGAAGAGGAGCAAGGGGUCUUUCCGGGGUCACCUGGCCGCCUCACCCCAGCAAUCCUCCGCUCGCCGUCGGACCAAUGAAAAUGCUGUGAUGCAUUUCUUCAGGAGCUUUGCUUCCUCUCCUCAACCUAAAUCCAGGUGGAGAGACAUCUUGGGUUUGGCCUCGUCGCCGCGUGCCGAGAGCACAAAGUCGCCGGUCAGAAGACGCAGAGACCAAAGCACACUGUCCAGAAUCUUCAACCUGUGAUGUUCUCAUCAGACACCAGGAGAUACCAAGUCCCGUCCACCCCCUAAACGCUGGAGCACCAUCUUCUAAGCUCUCCGCCGAGGACCAAACCACAGAUCCAACGCCGACGGGACAAGACGAAGGAGGCGGAGGAGGAGGAGGAGGAGGAACAGAUCUGCAAGCGGCGGACUCACAACCUCAAGAAAUGUUAACCCACUAACACUCACAAGCCUUCCUGUAUGUUUAGACAGUGAAACCCACUCUCCAGGGAUGUAGGUGGUCACCGUGCACGUCUUCAUUCUAAUCCUACGUCUAUAAGCAUAUUUUGUCUCAGUGAUUAUUUAGCUGUGGUCACACAUUCGAGUAUCUUGGUCUGAUGGUGCUAGUGUCUGCUGUCUUGCUGUCUUGAGGUUCGUUCGUGGCAGAUGUUCGUUUUUCUAUCCCGUCUCCCGUCGUCUGUAUUUUGUACACGAGUGACGCUUCAUGUAUCGCGCUGCUGUCACACGCUACUCACACGCCAAACACGUUUUUUGUUACAUGUGAAAGUCUGGAUGGAGAGUGGAGGCUGUUGUUUUGCGCUCGAGUGAAAUGUAUGUUGAACAAACACAACUGGAAACCUGCAGUAUAUGAGUAUGGUGUGGACUCUAAUGUUGUUCUUUUGUUUCAGUGUAAUUAAUAAACAUGUACAGUUUGUCAAAAAAGUUGAAAUGCCCUUUUCAGAUGCACUGUUAAACAAUAAUACAACUAAAAAAAAAAAAACGACUGGUCUGCUCUCGUUUAUUGAGUUUGCAUCUUAAAUGAAGUUUGAAGUUUUAAUGUUAUUAUUUUUUAGAUGACAAACAAACGUUCGUUUCAUCCGAUGGUCAGAUAGUAAGUGGUUUCGAGAGGUUUACGGCAGAGGCGGCGAGAUGGUACGAGGAGUUUAGUUUACUGAAGGACUGUACGUUGAUUUCAAAUGUUCUGACGCAUAGUUUUUAUUUUGCCGCUCUCGUUUGUACACGCUCUGUUUGCACGUUAACUUUAACUGUAAAGGUGUUUUCUUUUUCACGUGGUGGUGCUACAGUAAAUAGGAGUGUUUUGCUUCCUCUUAAUGUAAAACUCUAACCGGAAAAUAAACAUUUUACGUCUUCUCUCUGUUAUUAAAUGUUUUAAAAUGGGGAAAA